Molecule: messenger RNA, 447 nt
Organism: Chenopodium quinoa (quinoa)
Lineage: Eukaryota; Viridiplantae; Streptophyta; Magnoliopsida; Caryophyllales; Amaranthaceae
Exons: 1
Coding region: 1-447 (148 amino acids)
Source: RefSeq, a predicted model, not a curated record
AUGGUUACUCGUAGUAAACAUGGCAUUGUCAAGCCCAAUCCCAAAUACCGAGAUCAAUCCCAUCACACCUCUACCUCCAUAUCACUUAUUCCAAAGAACCCGAUUCAUGCCCUUCGUGAUCAUAAUUGGAAAAUUGCUAUGCGGGAAGAAUAUGAUGCUCUUAUUGACAAUGGUACUUGGAAAUUGGUUCCCCGACCGCCGAAUAUGAACAUAAUUCGGUCUUUGUGGAUUUUUCGACAUAAGACCAAGUCUGAUGGGUCUUUUGAAAGACAUAAGGCUCGUCUUGUUGGUGAUGGUAAAACUCAACGGGAAGGAAUUGAUUGUGAUGAGACUUUUAGUCCGGUUGUUAAACCGACAACUAUUAGGGUGGUACUUAGCAUUGCUUUGGCUAAGUCUUGGAAAAUUCAUCAAUUGGAUGUGAAAAAGCUUUCUUACAUGGUCAUUUGA